AUGACAAACAAGUACUUGGUGGGCUGGCGCGCUACCCCUCCCACAAUCUCCCACAAGCUCAUGGCUAUACCGGCAAGAGGAGGAGUCAAUGCCCCGGAGUUCGUCUCUUAUAUAGCCCAACCAGACACGACACCGGCUGUACGUGAUGUGCCAUGUAUUUCCUUCAAAUUCAAGACUUUAGAUGCCGAUGCACUGCUGUUUCUCCACUACUUUGCCAACAAAACGCAAGAUGAGCCAUCCUAUCUGUUUUGGCUUGAACUCAAACAAGGGAAACUACUUGCAAGUCAUCUGCUGGAUGAAAACGUAGAGACAAGAAAGACACGAUCAACCUCGGCAUGCUUGACGUCGUUAUCAUCGCCCCAUCAGUAUCCAAUUAGAAUCUAUUUACAAAAACUCUGGUUUUCUCUCAAUAAUAAAUUGAAUGAUGAUGAAUGGCACACAGUUAACUACACUAAGAAACCAAUGGAAGGAGACUUGUCAAUCAGUGUAGAUGCAACGACUGUAGGGCUUAGUGUUUACCAAGGAGAUGCCGUCAGUGACUGGUUGCAGAGCCUUCAGUCCGUUUCAGCGGUUUUCAUUGCAGGUUUAAGUCCAAGCUCCGAGGCAGCACUAUCUAAGGACUUUAGACACCUGACAGGUUGUGUUGAGGAUAUUUUGUUCCUCUCUGCUAAUGGUGAGGAGCCCUGGAAGGAAAUACAUGGCAAUUUACAAGAAGGGACAUUACCAGGAUGUGUUGAUCGCUGUGCCUUGGAUAUGCCAUGCAUGAAUGGACGAUGUGUUAACUCUUAUGGAAGUGUACACUGUGACUGCAUAGGCACUGGGUAUCAUGGCAGUAAAUGUGAAAUUAGAGGGAAUGCUGUUGUAUCAUUCCAAGGCUUUAACUUUUUAGAAGUGACUAUGUUUUCAAGUAAGGAGAAGUUGCCAAUGGAUACAAGUCAUAUCAAUCUGAGCUUCAAGGUUGGGAAAGAGCAGGUAGUUGGUAUGCUGUUUUAUGCCGUUGGUGCUGUACCUGUGCAGACAUAUCUUGCCAUGUUCAUUCAGAACAGCAGGUUGGUGGUGAAUGUCAAACUUGGAUCAAGAGAAAAUAGGUUCCUUUUUAAGGAUAACCAACCUAUCAAUGAUGACAGUUGGCAUUCUGUAACCUUUAUCCACAUCGGUAAACACAUUGUAGUAGAGCUUGAUGGGCAGAGAUAUGAGCAGGCUGUACUUGAUGGUGAUGGCUCAUUCCAUUUUGAUGGUAAAGCGCUCAUUGGUGGUGGUGAAAACAUGAAUGGAUUCCCAGGUCUUGACAAUUCUUCUAACCUGGUUGGAUGCUUACGAGAGGUCUACAUUGAUAGAUUCAAUGUUCUAGAAGCCCUGGCAAUGAACUCUUCUGGUUUGAGCUUUGUUGGUGGGGAUCCCAUCUUUCAAUGUCAAUACCUGGGGUAUCCUCCAAUAACGUUUCCCUCUCAUGAGUCUACACUCACACUGGAUGGCUGGAAAAACGGAAGCAUGGACCUUAUGUUUGAUUUGAAGACUGCACAAGGUGAUGGACUGGUUAUGCUUGUUUUAUUGGAUGUUGAUAAGAAACUGGAAGGAAGGUUAAGGAUGGAACUGAUGAAGACGGCUUUAGUAGUUCAUGUUGAUGUUGGCACUGCACCAGGACAGCAGCUAGUACGUAACACACUCACUUCUAUCUCAGGCAUUAAUGAUACAAGAUGGCAUGGGGUGGCUCUUCAUUUACGAGAUGGGGUUUGUACAUUUGUUGUGGAUAGUAUUGGUUCCACUUUAAAAUAUUCUGAUGAGCUAUCAGCCAGUACCUCAGUGUAUCUAGGUGGAGGAUGGAGAGGUCAGGGUACAGGUGUUAAGGGAUGUGUUCGUCACAUAGUUUUUCAAGGGCAAGAGGUGAUAGCUACACAUCUGAUCAAUACAGCUGCAGCUAAUGGUGUGUUAUUAGACAACUGUCCUUUAUCCAAUCCUUGUGCUGCUGGUGAAUUUGUAUGUCUACAUGGAGGAACAUGCAAUGCCAUAACAGGAGGUGCUAAAUGUAACUGUGAAGGCACAAACUAUGUAGGAGCAAUGUGCAGCUAUUCAAUGUACAAACGAAGCUGUGCUGAACACUACUACUCCGGGGAUCACGUGUCUGGGGUUAAGAUGGUUGAUCUGGAUGGACAAGGGCCACUCUCUGCAACUUAUGUUAACUGUAGUUUCAGUUCAGGAAGUGUAAUUACAUCAGUGGAACAUAACUUUGCAGCCAAAACUCUAGUUCGCGAUGUUCAUCAAUCAAGUGUACAGUUCAACAUUACAUAUCACAGCAUGGAAAAUGAGCAGUUAGCACAGCUUGUUAUGAACUCACCAAGAUGCAGACAAUAUUUUAGUUAUUGGUGCUUUGAAGCACCACUGUAUAUAAAGAAAGGAUGGACAGUUUUGCAAAGCCCUUCAGGAAGACGACUUCGUAAUUACAAUCUUCUAUUUGCCUCUAGUUGUGAUUCCAAUGAGAAAGAGUGGAAUGUUGACCAUGGCUACAUAACUAAUAAGGACUCUUUACCAAUUGUGAGUCUGCAGUUUUACAAGAUGCCUUCUGUUGCUGGGGUUGAGGAAACGACAAAAGGCACUCUAUCCCUAGGCCCGUUGCAAUGUUCCAGUGAAUUUAAAGAAUACAGAGGUCAUACAGCUACCAUCUCUCGCUCUCAAGAUUUUAUCACUUUGGAACCAUGGAAAAGCAACUCAUUCUACUUCAAGUUUCGUACAUCUGGGGAGAAUGUUGUGAUGUUUCAUCAAACAAGCAGGCAUAAAUCAUUGACAGCAAUAAUUGAGAAUGCAUUUAACCUCAGGAUUACAUUUGAGAUGAAUGGUGAAUUCUAUGAGAGUAGAGUGACAACUGAUCGCCCAAUGAAUGAUGGCCAGUGGCAUACAAUGACUGUAGAGAAGAGCUUGAUUGAUUUCCGUAUCACAGUGGACUAUAAUGAAGGCUUUCUGACCUUGCCUAAAGGAAUCUUAAUCCAAGCAUUCACUGGACCUUUUCUGCUAGGUGGAAUGGAAGAACCACCCAUUGGUACCGAGGGCAUGACUGGCUGUGUAACAGAGUUCACAUAUAACGGUGGCAUUGCUUUCCUGUAUGAUUAUUACGAACAUGAUGAGAAUCUCCAAAUCUACGCUGGAUGCAACACUGCAUGCGAUUCUAACCCUUGCCAAAAUGAUGGCCGAUGUGUUGAUCAUUGGAGUUCGUAUACCUGUAUCUGUGCUCAUCCAGCACAGACUGGCAAGGACUGCAGCAAAGACAAUACUAAAGAUGUGGUUUCCUUCAUGAGAGAAGAUCUUUUUCUGGAAUAUGAACCAGAUAGUACAGACAUCCUUACCUCCAACCUGAGUCUUGGCUUCCGCACAAUCCAGUCUCAGGCAUUGAUAUUGUAUGCUACUGAUUAUUAUAACAACUUCAUACAGAUGGAGUUGGUUAAUGAAACAACAUUUGUUUUUCAAUUCAACUCUGGCAGAGAUGUCUAUCAAGUGAAGCUCAACUCCACUGAAAGUUUAUGCCCUGCAGUGGUGAUGGAUGAGCAAGUCCUAUGUACCCAUUAUUGCAAAGAUGACACACAAUGCAACAUUGGUAUGAAAUGUUGCCCUUUUGGUUGUGGCACUCAAUGUGUUAUACCAAAUGCAGGUUCUCCUUUGAAUAAUGGUGAUUGGGUCGAAGUGACUGUUGAAAGGCAUCAACAUUCAACUGUCGUGACAGUUAAUGAUCGCAAGGAAGAACUACAAGUUCCAGUUAGUUUGUUAUCAGAUGUCUAUGCAGAACCCUUUCUUCAUCCACAAGAAGUUGUUCAACCUUAUCAGCUGCGCAACAAAGGUGGUAGCUCCAUUGUAAAGACAUUUGUUGGAGGAGCCCCUAAUACAAUGACAUUGUUACCCGGACUCAAGGGUUGCUUAAGAGGACUAGUGGUUAAUGGACAGCCGUGGGCUCUCCAAGAUCUUGUUCAGAUCAUGCAGAGGUUAUUUAGCUCAAAGGCCCCAUCUUUGAAAUGUAUGAACCACUGCUCUGAGAAUCCUUGUAAGAAUGGAGGUGUAUGUACUGAGCUUUGGGUAGGUUUCACUUGUAACUGCACUGGAACCUCAUACUCUGGACAAACAUGCCAAGAAGAGUAUGGUGCUCAGUUCAAGGAUGAAUCUAUGUUAUCCAUACCAUUAAUGAUGAAGACAGACCCACCAGCUCUACAAAUGCAGCAAGACACAUUGGAGUUUGGAUUCAGUACAGAUCAGCCUUCUGGAAUAUUGUUUUAUGUGAGGAAUAUUGAAAGCAGUCAAGUAGAAGAGCGAAUUCUGAUCCUUCUUAAUGGAGGGGACCUGGAAGCUCAUAUUGACCUUGGAGCAGGAUCAACGAUGCUGCGUGUCUUGGGUCCAUUUAAUGAUACAUUUCGACAUGUUGUUGUCUUCAAACGCUUUGGAAAUAGAGUCCUGUUUGAUGUUGACAAUAUUGGAUAUGAAUAUGAAACGUUAGAGCCUGUAGAAGAGACGGAGUUUAAUGACAGACAUGUCAUGGUUGUUGGUGGAGUGGAAACCAACAUGACAAGUUAUGGGCUUGAUGGCCUGCAUGGUUAUACUGGGUGUUUGACAGGUUUAACAUACAAUGGGAAGCAUCCUUUAGAAACCUUGUUUCGUAGUAAUCCAGAGGAGGAUCAGAGUAACACUGUGCAUCGUCAACAAUGUCAAAUGUUUCAAGUAAAGGAAGAUAUUACCAAGGCAAUAACACCAGUCAUACCAACACAACCAUCUAUGAUGCGUACUAUGCCACCUUGGAAUUCUCAAGCAGUUCAGGGUGUUGAGAUUUCUCUUCCAGCUGAGUUAGUAUCAUCAUCUAAGAUCAACUGGAUCCUUAUUGGUGCCGUUGCUGGUGGAGGCGUUGCUGUGUUACUCCUUUUGUUAUGUUGCUGUUGUAUCCUCAGAAAUAGCAAAAAUGAGAAUGUAGUACUGGAGGAGAAACAGCAUCUAGUCAAACCACAAGACGAAAUCCAUGUUGUGCAUGCAGUACGUCAAGAAGCUGCAGAGGCACAAUGCAUGGAUGCUCCACCUCCUGAAGAGACACAAAGAACCCCACCACAUGGUAUCCCAGAGUAUGUUACUCCAGUACACGGUACCCAAACUUCUAGUCAGGUAUCAAUGCAACAGGAGAAGCAGGAGGUCAAGCAUACACCAUUGAUAGAGUCAUUGAUAGCAGAUAAGAUUGCAUCAGCUGACAGCUUAAGUGAUGAUGCUGCUUUUAGGCAACUAGAAGCAGAGGCAGCUGCUCCUUCAAAUGACACUCCACUGUGGGAUGAUAGUACACCUCAGUCUAAUGUUAUGCCAGCUACUAAUGACACCGUGGUUGCCGACAUUAAAAUGGAGCUAGAGAACACUUCAAGUGGAGCAGUACAAUCGGUUGAUCCAAUUCCUAUAAUGUCAGAAAACGAGGAGGCAUUGCUUGAUUUGGUUGCACUAGCGGACAGUAUUGCCCCUCAUCCAACUAAAUCGGACUCAGAAGAAACCAGCGUUUAACAUAAUAAGGGGCUGCUCGGUUUUAGUUGUUGGGACAUUUUGUGUUUUCUUGUGCAUACAGCAACAGGAUUUUAUCUAAACUAUCUAUCUAUCUAUAUAUCUACCUUGUCCAGAGAUUUCUCAUUACUGGCGCAUGGUAAAACUUUCAUAAAACCUUCUCUAUGUAACAAAAUAAGGUAUUAAAAUAAACGGUUAUUGGACAGACCUCCACUGUUUUGUUUCAGUUACUAUUUAGAGUAAUUUUAUGCAAUUUUCUUUCACUAAAAGAGUAAGCAUCUGAACGAGUGAUAUAGUUAGAAGCACGGUGGUAAGAAAACUGAUAUAGAGGAUAGCAAAACAAAACUGUUCAUUGAAAGCACAAGACAGGUGAGGAUAGUUUAAUGUUAGUUUAAGUUUGAAACCGUAUAGACGAUGUGACCUCUGACGUCACACGAAAACCAUAACAUGAUUCGCGCACAUACCGCCGGGUAAAACCUUUGCGUUUUGGCAGCCAGCUAGAAAGUGUAUGCAAUCUUACCAUGACCACGUGUCUUUUUGUCCGGCGAAACAUGACGUA
Molecule: messenger RNA, 6064 nt
Organism: Asterias rubens (European starfish)
Lineage: Eukaryota; Metazoa; Echinodermata; Asteroidea; Forcipulatida; Asteriidae
Product: contactin-associated protein-like 2
Exons: 36
Coding region: 1-5508 (1835 amino acids)
Cellular component (GO): extracellular region
Molecular function (GO): calcium ion binding; peptidase inhibitor activity
Source: RefSeq, a predicted model, not a curated record